Drosophila eugracilis is the source of this 5633-nucleotide messenger RNA. It is a transcript of the gene Sos, whose product is annotated as protein son of sevenless. The transcript has 7 exons. Bases 275 to 5215 code for a protein of 1646 amino acids. The record is from RefSeq and is a predicted model, not a curated record. Gene Ontology annotation, molecular function: guanyl-nucleotide exchange factor activity; protein heterodimerization activity. Gene Ontology annotation, cellular component: plasma membrane. NCBI's taxonomy places the organism in Eukaryota, Metazoa, Arthropoda, Insecta, Diptera, Drosophilidae. Gene Ontology annotation, biological process: positive regulation of GTPase activity; Ras protein signal transduction.
UAACGCCAUUGAAGAGAAAAAUAUUGAAGAUACAUAUUCUGAAAACAAGUGCUUGAACCAAAGCAAAACGCGAAUAAACGACUUGCCGAGCGAAAAAAGAACGCGAAUCGAGUGUGUGUAAUUGCAAUGCGAGGCUCGCCCGGGUGAUCCGGCUGCGCCAGGUGCCCAGGUUCCAGGUUCCACUCCACUCGUCGCUCGACCCAUACAAACAACGGGCGGGGAGGCCGAGGCUAAGCGGCCAACGAAGGUGCUCCACUGUUCCACGGCGCACAGGAUGUUCUCGGGACCCAGCGGCCAUGCCCACACCAUUAGCUACGGGGGCGGGAUCGGUCUCAGCGGCGGAGGUGGUGGCGCCCAUGGCAGUGUUGGCAUUGGCGGAGGGGGCGUGGCUGGGUUGCUGGACUGCGAUGGAUAUGACUUCACCAAAUGUGAAAAUGCGGCCAGGUGGAGAGGAUUGUUUACCCCCUCCCUGAAAAAGGUGCUGGAACAAGUGCAUCCACGAGUCACCGCCAAGGAGGAUGCCCUGUUGUAUGUGGAGAAGAUCUGUCUUCGGUUGCUCGCCAUGCUGUGCGCCAAGCCGUUGCCCCACUCCGUCCAGGAUGUGGAAGACAAGGUCAAUAAAUCCUUUCCUGCGCCCAUUGACCAGUGGGCCCUGAACGAGGCCAAGGAGGUCAUCAACUCGAAGAAACGCAAGUCUGUUCUGCCUACGGAACGGGUGCACACGCUGCUCCAAAAGGAUGUGUUGCAGUACAAGAUUGACAGCUCCGUCUCCGCAUUUCUAGUGGCUGUGCUUGAGUACGUCUCCGCCGACAUUCUGAAAAUGGCUGGCGAUUAUGUGAUGAAGAUUGCCCACUGCGAGAUCACUAAGGAGGAUAUCGAAGUCGUAAUGAAUGCCGACCGAGUGCUUAUGGAUAUGCUCAACCAAAGCGAGGCCCACAUUCUUCCCAGCCCACUUUCGCUGCCUGCCCAGCGCGCGAGUGCCACCUACGAGGAGACAGUGAAAGAGCUGAUCCACGACGAAAAGCAGUACCAGCGCGACCUGCACAUGAUCAUACGCGUUUUUCGCGAAGAGCUGGUUAAGAUCGUGUCGGAUCCACGAGAGUUAGAACCUAUUUUCUCAAACAUCAUGGACAUUUACGAAGUGACUGUGACCCUGCUCGGCUCCCUAGAGGACGUAAUUGAGAUGUCCCAAGAGCAGAGCGCUCCAUGUGUAGGCAGCUGCUUUGAGGAACUGGCUGAGGCCGAGGAGUUUGACGUCUAUAAGAAGUACGCUCACGAUGUGACCUCCCAGGCCUCACGGGAUGCUUUGAGCAAUCUCCUGUCUAAGCCAGGGGCAUCAUCCUUGACAACAGCCGGCCACGGCUUUCGUGAUGCCGUUAAGUACUAUUUGCCCAAACUGCUUCUGGUGCCCAUUUGCCAUGCCUUCUUCUACUUUGACUACAUUAAACAUCUAAAGGAUCUCAGUUCAUCGCAGGACGACAUCGAGAGCUUCGAACAAGUUCAGGGACUGCUGCAUCCACUUCAUUGUGAUCUUGAGAGGGUUAUGACGGGCCUGUCGAAGGAGCGACUAGUUCCCGUCAGCGGUCGAGUUCGCCGACAGCUAGCCAUCGAGCGGACACGUGAGCUCCAAAUGAAGGUUGAGCACUGGGAAGACAAGGACGUGGGUCAAAACUGCAAUGAAUUUAUUCGCGAGGAUUCCCUAAGCAAGUUGGGAUCUGGAAAAAGAAUCUGGAGCGAGCGCAAGGUAUUUCUUUUUGACGGACUCAUGGUGCUGUGCAAGGCAAACACCAAAAAGCAAACACCAUCGGCAGGAGCAACGGCCUAUGAUUAUCGGUUGAAGGAGAAGUACUUUAUGCGACGCGUUGAUAUCAACGAUCGGCCGGACAGCGACGACCUGAAAAACAGCUUUGAACUGGCCCCUAGGAUGCAGCCGCCGAUCGUGCUGACGGCUAAGAAUGCACAGCACAAGAACGAUUGGAUGGCGGACCUACUGAUGGUGAUCACAAAGUCAAUGCUAGAUCGACAUUUAGACAGCAUAUUGCAAGACAUCGAGCGGAAGCAUCCACUGCGCAUGCCGAGUCCGGAGAUUUAUAAAUUCGCGGUUCCGGACAGCGGCGACAAUAUCGUUCUAGAGGAGCGUGAAAGCGCAGGAGUGCCGAUGAUUAAGGGGGCGACGCUGUGCAAAUUAAUCGAGCGACUCACUUAUCACAUCUACGCUGAUCCGACCUUCGUGCGCACCUUCCUCACUACAUAUCGCUACUUCUGCUCUCCCCAACAACUAUUGCAGCUGCUGGUGGAGCGCUUUAACAUACCGGAUCCUAGCUUGGUUUAUCAGGACACCGGCGCGACAGGAGCUGGAGGAAUCGGAGGUGUUGGCAGUGACAAAGAACACAAGAACUCUCAUCGCGAGGACUGGAAGCGCUACCGCAAGGAGUACGUGCAGCCAGUCCAGUUCCGAGUUCUUAACGUUCUGCGCCAUUGGGUGGAUCAUCAUUUCUACGAUUUCGAGAAGGAUCCUAUGUUGUUAGAAAAGUUACUGAACUUUCUGGAGCACGUAAAUGGUAAAUCGAUGCGAAAGUGGGUGGACUCCGUGCUUAAGAUUGUUCAAAGAAAGAAUGAACAGGAAAAAAGCAAUAAGAAGAUUGUAUACGCCUAUGGCCACGAUCCGCCGCCCAUUGAGCAUCAUCUUACUGUUCCCAAUGAAGAAAUUACGCUUCUCACCUUGCAUCCACUAGAACUGGCCCGCCAACUCACUCUGCUAGAAUUUGAAAUGUACAAAAAUGUGAAGCCCUCGGAACUUGUCGGGUCUCCCUGGACGAAGAAGGACAAGGAAGUGAAGAGUCCUAAUUUACUGAAAAUUAUGAAGCACACCACAAACGUGACUCGCUGGAUUGAGAAAUCCAUCACCGAAGCGGAGAAUUUCGAGGAGCGCUUAGCAAUCAUGCAACGGGCUAUUGAAGUGAUGAUGGUGAUGCUGGAACUGAACAAUUUCAAUGGAAUCCUCUCAAUUGUUGCGGCCAUGGGAACGGCAUCAGUUUAUCGACUGCGGUGGACAUUCCAGGGAUUACCAGAGCGAUAUAGAAAAUUCUUGGAGGAAUGCCGCGAACUUAGUGACGAUCAUCUUAAAAAGUAUCAGGAAAGAUUGAGAUCUAUUAAUCCGCCUUGUGUGCCAUUUUUCGGUCGCUACUUGACAAAUAUACUCCACUUGGAAGAGGGCAAUCCAGAUCUACUGGCAAACACUGAGCUAAUCAACUUCUCUAAACGGCGAAAAGUUGCCGAGAUUAUUGGUGAAAUUCAACAGUACCAGAACCAGCCAUACUGCCUCAACGAGGAGUCCACCAUUCGGCAGUUCUUUGAGCAAUUGGAUCCGUUUAACGGGCUAUCCGACAAACAGAUGUCUGACUAUCUUUAUAACGAAAGCCUACGCAUUGAGCCAAGGGGCUGCAAAACAGUGCCCAAAUUUCCUCGCAAAUGGCCGCACAUUCCGCUUAAAUCGCCGGGCAUCAAGCAGCGUCGUCAGAAUCAGACUAACAGCAGCAGCAAGGUGUCUAACAGCACAUCGUCAGCCGCAGCGGCUGCCUCGUCUACGGCCACCACAAUCGCGACGGCAGCAGCUCCAUCUGUGCACCCGGCCAAUGCAUUGGAUCCACCAACAUCGACUGCCAAUGCUGGAUUUGGAACACUCGCCGGCGAACAAAGUCCGCAGCACAAUCCGCACGCGUUCUCCGUUUUUGCCCCUGUCAUUAUACCUGGAAGGAAUACUAGCAGCUGGACUGGAACGCCACAGCACACUCGCUCGGAUCAAAACAAUGGAGAGGUUUCGGUGCCGGCGCCACAUCUCCCCAAGAAACCAGGUCUGCAUGUCUGGGCCACCAAAACGCCAUUGCCGAGUGCGUUAAAUAUGGAUAUGUUCAGUCCAGCGAUGCCUGAGAAUCUUCAAUUUGCAUUGAGCAUGUCAGACACGGAUGCCCCGUCCUCGCCACUGCCCAAGGUAGUAGUAAGUCCACGACACGAUACUGGGGAGGCUUCGGUGCCGGCGCCACAUCUUCCUAAGAAACCUGGUUUGCAAGUCUGGGCUGCCAAAGGGGGAUUGCCUAAUGCGUCAACAAUGGAUGUGUUCAAUCCAGCGAAUCCGGAGCAUCUUCCACCGCAGUCCCUUCCAGAUAGCAAUCAAUUCGGUUUGAACAUGUCGGACACGGAUGUCCCAUCCUCGCCGCUGCCCAAGGUAGUGGUUAGUCCGCGACACGAAUCCGGCAAUCGAUCACCAUUCCAUGGACGAAUGCAGAACAGCCCAACGCAUAGUAUUGCCAGUACCGUGACACUUACAGGAGCGAUUACAUCUGGAGAAGAGUUCUGCCCUGGUGGAUUCUAUUUUAACAAUACCAAUCAGGGACAAACGGGUGCGGUGCCUAUAUCUCCCCAUGUUAACGUCCCGACGGCCUCACAUCUAGAGUACCGAGCAGUGCCGCCACCACUGCCGCCAAGACGCAAGGAACGCACGGAGAGCUGUGCAGACAUGGCGCAAAAGCGACAAGCGCCAGACGCACCUACAUUACCGCCUCGUGAUGGCGAACCCAGUCCGCCGCCUAUACCGCCACGGCUCAACCAUUCCAUGGGCAUAAGCUAUUUGCGACACAGCCACGGCAAAAGCAAGGAGUUUGUGGGCAAGAGCAGUCUGCUUCUGCCUAACACCAGCAGUAUUAUGAUACGCCGGAACUCGGCGAUUGAGAAGAGGGCAGCGGCAGUUACUCAGCAGACGGAGCCGUCGGUGGGGCCCAUCAGCACAACGUUAGUGACGGUGUCCCAGGCGGUGGCGACAGAUGAACCUCCGCCGCUACCGAUCUCACCCGCUGCCAGCUCCUCGACAACAACAUCACCGCUGACACCCGCCAUGUCGCCCAUGUCCCCAAACAUUCCCAGCCAUCCGGUGGAGAGUACUUCAAGUAGUUAUGCCCACCAACUGCGAAUGCGGCAACAGCAGGCGCAUCCGACGAUCUAUUCGCAACACCAUCAUGCUCCCCAUCUGCCGCACCAUCAUCAACAGCACAAUUCGAAUCCGACGCAAUCAAGCUCGUCCCCCAAGGAGAUCUUUCCGAUUGCCACGAACCUUCAGGGCACACCAAAACUUCCACCAAAACCUAGUCUAAGCGCUAACUUCUACAACAAUCCAGAUAAAGGUACGAUGUUUCUUUACCCAAGUACAAACCAAGAAUAAUUUAAAUUGCCUGGCGAUGUGAUAGGACAAAAACUACGAGUAUGAUCCAUAAGAUUCAAAAUUGAGAGUACUGCCAGUGUGCAGAUAUACAUAUAUUAACGGAACGUGAGAUAGUUACGUAGGCACAGUUUAUGUAUUAUAAUUUGCAUACGUAUGGCAGAUAUGCAGAUAUGGACCGAGUUGGAUCUAAUGAUUUUUAUUAUUCGAAACUCAUUAAACAAAAUUAAAACAGAACACACACUCUCAUGACUACACAACACAACACGCGAAUGCAAAACACAAACAAAAACCCAACAACAAAUGCAAAAGAGAAAUUAUGUUAUUAUAUAAUUAUUAUUAUAAAUAUUUGUAAAUAUCAGAACAUUGUAAUGAUCGUAGAACGUAAAACAAUAAAAUAUAACCCUAUUGUUAGACAGUU